GAUAAAGAACAAACGUUAAUAUAUUGUCUUUUAAUGCUCUUUUCCGAAGUGAAGAUUUCAAUGAGAACUAUUUCUCAAAAAAUAUAUAUAUUUGGGAAAAUAAUGCAGUUUAAAUAAAAAAAAGAAUUCAUCAGACACUUGUUUUUUUUAUUUUCAAAAAAGUUAACGACAAGGCAAAAAAUCGAAUAUUUUUUCAGCAACACAUAGAUUGUGUAUAUUGCAAGGAUUGCAAUUCUGGUGGUGAAAUAAUACAUUUCUAUUUAUUUUAUUGGUCUAAAAGUUUUCAAAUUUGAAUAUCUUGAGUCCAAAACCGACUGGAAAGAGUCUAGAAAAUAUAAUUUUUAUUGUAUAAUGUCACCGCCAGGUCUUCAGUAUGAAGUUAGAGCGACCGACCUGUUGCCUAGCAACGAACAAUGGGAAGACGGCAAACUUUUCGCACUUAUGCUAGCUUAAAUCGUGUUUUUAACUAACUUAUCAUAACAUUAAAUAGAAUGCGGGCCUACUUCUAUAUCCGCGACAGACAUGCACAAGUGACUACCACCAGCAAAAACAGGAGAUUUCAGAGAUUUUGAAUCCCGUGUAAAGAAGCAGUGGAGAUGAUGACCCCUGGUGAGAGGAGCACAACAACUACAGUCCUCCUACCCACCAGUCCCACCCCCACAAAGAAGCGAACACCUGAAAAACAGAUUGUGCUCAAGCAGGAUGUGGAGCAACCUUUGGGCAAGAUCAUCUUCUUUGAGAAUGUGCAGCGCUUGUUCACUCAUGGACUCCGUCGCCUGCAGCAUUUCCCCUGCAGCAGCCCUGUGCGUUUCAUGAUGUAUUCUGAGGCCUCUGCGGCGUUCAUUAGCCUCCACUCAGACAACACAGUCUGUCUUUACAAAACUGAUAGCUGCAAGCAGAAUUUCUCAGCACGCUUACCUUUCAUGGGCUUGACUGCUACAAAGAUCUCAGGCUUUCUGGUGGGAUGGGGCCCCGGGCCAGUCUUCACACGCCUGGACAGCGAGCUACGGCCACUGGUGGCUGGUGACGAUGCAUUGGACAUAAGAGUGUGUCAGGCUGCAGAGCACUCCACAGAGUUGGUGACUGCAGGUGUGGGGAAUGUGUGUGUGUGGUCGGUGAUGCUCAUGAGGUGUAAGGUGAAGAUACAGGAGGGGCUGCAGCAAAGCUCCUUCAACCACAUGGCACUGGUCCCUCCACGAUCCGACAGGCCCCACAGGGCCUUUGUUGCAUGUGGAGAGGUCGUGACAGUGGUCGACCUCGAUGCCGGGAAGGUUCUGGAGCAAAGGCAGACCGUCUACAAAUGCGAUGUCACUGCAAUGGUGUACUGCUCUCAACUGGACUGUUUGAUCAUUGCUUACCAAGACUUGUCUAUUAGAGCGUGGAGUCCAGGCUGGAAGCUACGCGUAGCUUUUUCAGGACAUAAUGAUGUGGUGAAUUCCCUGUUCUACUGCUCUGAGUUGAGCAUGCUGGUGUCAUCCUCAGUGGAUUGUACAAUCCGUUGCUGGAAUGUGGAAGAGCGUGAUGCAGUCGAUUGCAUCCACACAGAGCAGAAAAAUGCUCCUUUGUACAUUGGAGGCACCAGAAGAGGAGACACCUUCUUCUCUUUUUCGCACGAAGGGGUGGACUUUUGGACCAUCAGAACUUUAUACACCCUCCACUGUCAACUGAGAGCAGAUAAAGGUGCUCCGCUGAGACAAAUCCUAGUGUCAUCCCUGCCUGCUCCUUACCCUACACGAGUCCUCUGCCUCAGUGACGACAGCAAUAUCACUCUUGUGGCUGCAGAAACAGGAGCAGUGUUGACCUCUUUCAAGGCAAAGAACAAGAUUCUAUGUGCUGACUACUGCAUGCACAAAGAGAUUCUGCUGGCCUUAACUGAGGCAGGUACAGUGCUCCAAGCCAACACACUCACUAAUCCAAUCACUUUGAUGCAAGAGUGGAAAGGCAGAGGUCAGGGGCCCUGGCAGCAGAGGGACGACGUGACAGAAAAUGAUGCCCGGAAUCUGCCGAUCCCUGGCCCAGCUUGCUGCCUGGUUCUCUACAGUUAUGUGCCAGAAACAGAGAAAGCUCUAGAGGACUGGAGGAGUUUACAGGACAGGAGGGGCUGCAGUCAGAGGAACAAGGCAGCGCUGGAUGAUGGCAAGAAUAAGUUUUUGAUCAUUCUUGGCCAAAGUGGAGGCUGUGUGAGUGUUCUGAAAAUGAAGGAUGGGAAAGUCUCAUACAGGACUCCAGCACACAAUGGACAAAGAGUAACCACAGUGCAGGUGUAUCCUGAGAACAACUACCUCCUCUCCACAGGCGAGGACUUGACAGUGGUGGUGUGGAGAGUAAACCCUUACAUCAGGGAGUGUCUCACCAAACAACUGAGCCUGCACUGUGGUCAGCCUCAAGUCUACCUGGCAGCUCUGGGUCCUCAGCUGGCCCUGACGUUUCAAGAGCCCAACAGUGGCUCCUAUAAUCUGAAACACUUCAACCUACUCAACCAGAGCCAGACAGAUAACCAGCCCACAGAAGGGCAUUCAGACCACUGCACAGGACUGUGUGUGUUUCCUGAUCUGGAGAUGUUUGUUUCCAGCAGUCUAGAUAAGACGAUGCAUAUCUGGAACAAGGAGAAUCACCUCAUCAGGACGCUCCAGCUGAAUGCAGCCCCUGAGUGUCUUGCAUAUGGUGGGUUUGGAGGAGAACUGUUUCUUGGCAUUAGAGGUGACCUGUACAGGAUGAACUGUGCAAAGCUCCUUCCACAGAACUACAGACAAACACUCCCUUACUCUUAUUGUGUCGUGCCUCCUCCUGACUUGCCUAUCCCAGAGAGUAAAGAGACAUACAACCAAACAAAGAUUUCCACAGAUAAAGAGGAAUCACAAGCAAUCGCCAGCAAUCAAUUACUGACUGAGCCAGAACAGAAGGAGAGCUUAGUAACCUCGAGCAUGGACCUAGCUGCACUCCUGCAAGGCACAGUUAAAUGCAAAAAAGGGAAGCCUCCGAGUACGGCGCAAACCAAGAAAGAGGCCUUUGAUCGCUACAUGAAAAUAAUAUAUGGCCUUCCACUCAAAAUUAAGGUUAAUUUGGAGGACACCUUUGAUGAAUCUUCAUUUUAUUCUGAACUAAAUGACAUCAGGCCUUGUGACUUUCAUAUGGUAAAGAAGGACGUUGGCCCUAAACCGAACGUUCCUACAAGACCCGUGGAGAAGGAUACCAUGGAGCAAAAUGUACAACUGCUGAAGAAAAAGACGCCAGCAAUCGCAAUAAAAGUCAAGCCACCGCCUGUUAAGAGAGUCUUACCCAAGAAACCCGUCAUUGUGGAAGAGGAAAAAGAGAUAAGACCUCCAGAGAUCAUUUCUCCAGUAGAGCAACCCAAACCCCAAACCCCUCCUCCGGCUCCACCUCGUCCUCGUUUUAUUCCCAGGAGCCCAACACCACCUCCACAGAGAGAACCGUCCCCUGAAGUGCCAGCAUUUCUGAAACAGUUUGCAGAGAUGGACUGGUUUAUUGACUUGUUCCCUGAUAGAAAGAGUAUCCACAGCAUCCUGUCUCCAGAGGACUUCUCCCUGCUGCUGCUGAACCAUCUGCAGACCUGCAGCAUCCUGUCCAAGAUAAAGAUCCUCGCUGCAGUGCAGAUCCUGCACAGCCAGGGGCUCUUACAGAAUAUAGACAAACUUUACCAAGGCCUCAUUGACUGCCUGCACAAAUUUGCACAACAUGACAUGUCGCCUUUGGAACGAAGUAUGCUGGCUGAAAUGUUAAAGCUGUUGGUGCGUCUAAGAUCUGCUAGUUGUGAUCUCGUGAAGACGCUUCUAACUCUUCUAGCCUAUAAAAAACUAGGCCUUCGGGAGACAGUAAUGCCCAUUCUGAGAAGAUUAGGUGUGGAUGAGGCUAAACAGUGGCUGUGGCCCGAGUUGGAAAGCUGGGACUCAGAGCUGCAGGACGAUUCAGACCCCUGGAAGAGCCUCCACGACAGAGCAGACUGGUGGUUGGAGUUAUGGAUCUCCAGAUACAAAGAGCAUAACAGGUAUCUGUACCUCAGGAGUACAGCAAAUUGGAAACCCUCAACCUUCAGCAUGGUGGAUGUGCUGAAUUAUUUCUGCUCUGUGAAAAAAGAGGAGCACAGUAGAGCCAGAUCUGUUGCACCUGCUGGCAGCAAAAACACAGUGCUUUUGCCUUUGUAUGACUGUAGUUCCCAACCAAUCUUUCGUCUAGGAGAGACGUACAGCAUGACCAGGACACGCAGGCCGCCAGGUAUAACUCUGCCCCCUCUACAAAAUCGUCCCUUCCUGAUGCACUUCCCCGGUUUCAUCUGUUUGCCGUUACCUCGAGUCACUCUGAGCCCAUUUCAAACCUACUCAGACGAGGACUGGGUGAGGAGCUCGACUCGACGCUACUUCAUUCAACGUCAGUCCUGGGUAGAGUACUACAGAUGAUGCUUCUCAGAAUGUAACAUAGUCUGUAGCAAUCCCAGUAACACCUGUACCACACUUUAAACCAUUUGCAACAAUUAAACAGCUCUCAAAA
Messenger RNA from Amphiprion ocellaris (clown anemonefish), 4506 nucleotides. RefSeq names its product WD repeat domain 97 (gene wdr97). NCBI's taxonomy places the organism in Eukaryota, Metazoa, Chordata, Actinopteri, Pomacentridae. Gene Ontology annotation, molecular function: protein binding. The record is from RefSeq and is a predicted model, not a curated record. Bases 597 to 4415 code for a protein of 1272 amino acids. The transcript is spliced from 21 exons.